AGCCGUGCUCUUGCGCCCGUGUCAUGCGUGUGACAGGCCUGUGCUAUCGGGCCCAAAACGUCAGUCCAGCCCGAAAAGUUUUGUGUCCGUAUACAUAUUGGCUGGCCUAGAGCAGUGCCCAUACCGGCCCGGCCCUUUUUACAUAUAGGCUAUCCAUAUAUUACUUUGUUUUUUUUUAACCGUAUUAAUAUAUUCCUUCAUUCGAGUUUUUUCUGCUUAACGAGGGAAAACAAAAUGGCGGGAAAAGGUGAUGCCGCAGAAGCUUCAGAAACAUCAUCAUCGUCUUCAAAAUCGAAGAACAUGGAAGAAGAAUCGGAGGUCUGUUGGAGAAAAGAAGUCGAUACGAACCUAAAGAGACUCCAUUCUCUUCUCUUCGGAGCCGAUAUUGCUCUCCAGAAAGGAGAUUUCACUUCCGCCCAAGUUCUUGCUCUCCGCCUCGUCGGCUUCCUCGAUUCCCAAUCUCACACUGACGUCGAUGAGGCUUUCAUUCGACCUAUUCGCCACGAUGCCUUGUCCAAGAUCGACGCUGCUCGACGCUCCCUCAUUCCAGACUCCGAUCGCCAAGCAUUUGAACAAGCAGGAAGAGAUCCAGGGUGUGUUUUUAGCAAGAGUGGAAAUAUGGACAUUGAGAAGAUUAGGCAGACAAAGUACUUUCAAGCCCUUUUUCAACAAUCUAAACCAAAAUCUUUUAAUGAAUCGGGAGACCAACUGGAAAGGCAGGACAAGUUGAGUUGCAAGACUUCCAAAGUUUUGACACAAACAAAGUUGACAUCCUUGUAUGGAAAUAGCAUCUCUAGAGCAAAUAAUAGCCCGUCAUGCAAGAAUUUUCUGAAUUUUAGAAGUACCAGCUCUGAGGACUGUACUAUCAUAGAAAAGUCUCACUCAUACCACAACCUUCCCAAAGGUCAAGUUAUCACUACAUUCUCAAAAGUCGAGGAGGAGGAAAAAACUCAUGGAAAUAGUUUUGGAACAAAACGUGCACAUAUGGAAAUCAGUAGCCCAAGACAUGAGAACAUCAAGUCACCAACAAGCAAUGAAGAAGCUAACCCUGAGGUUUCUGGCAAUGGAUUUGUAACCGCCAGAGCAAAAUUGGAAAUGGAUGCAAGGCAAAGACGAGGAGGGUUAGUGGGAUCACCAAGUGCUUCUGUCUCACCACAGAGUGAUAAUAAUGGAACCAACAGAGGUUAUGGUGCCAGAUCGUAUGGGUUUUCACGCCGUGGCAUCCGUGGUAAUUUUGUCCCCCCUAUCAGAUCUAAUGGGGGUAAUGUGGGUAACAUGACUUCACGUAUUGCAGGGAAGGGUGAUGACGCAUUAGAUGACUCAAUAAAGAGAUGUAUGGACAUGCUUUGUGGUCCUGAUGGUGAACUCCCUGAGAAGUUAAGGAAUUUAGAACCUCGUCUCAUUGAACACAUCAGCAAUGAAAUAAUGGACCGGGAUCCCAAUGUUCGGUGGGAUGAUAUUGCUGGGUUGGAUCAUGCUAAAAAAUGCGUUACAGAAAUGGUGAUAUGGCCCUUAUUACGUCCUGACAUAUUUAAAGGUUGCCGUUCUCCAGGGCGAGGUCUUCUUCUGUUUGGUCCUCCAGGAACAGGUAAAACAAUGAUAGGGAAAGCUAUAGCUGGAGAGGCUAAAGCAACCUUUUUCUACAUAUCGGCCAGUUCAUUGACAAGCAAAUGGAUUGGUGAAGGUGAAAAGCUGGUGAGGGCACUUUUUGGAGUAGCCAGUUGUCGCCAGCCAGCUGUGAUAUUUGUUGAUGAAAUAGAUUCACUUCUGUCUCAGCGGAAAUCAGAAGGUGAACAUGAAUCAAGUCGACGACUCAAGACACAAUUUCUCAUUGAAAUGGAAGGGUUUGAUAGUGUGAGUGAGCAAAUUCUGCUUAUAGGAGCAACAAAUAGACCCCAAGAACUUGAUGAGGCUGCAAGGAGACGACUUACAAAACGGCUCUAUAUUCCUCUCCCUUCCUCAGAUGCAAGAGUGUGGAUUAUCCGUAACCUUCUAGAGAAGGAUGGAUUAUUUAAGCUGUCAAAGGACGAUACUGAUACCAUAUGCAAGUUAACUGAAGGGUAUUCAGGAUCAGACAUGAAGAAUCUAGUGAAGGAUGCUUCAAUGGGUCCGCUAAGAGAGGCUCUGAGACAGGGUAUAGAAAUUACUAAGCUGAAAAAGGAGGAUAUGAGACCGGUUACUCUUCAGGACUUUGAGGAUGCAUUGCAAGAGGUGAGGCCUUCCGUUUCACUGAAUGAACUUGGUACGUAUGAAGAGUGGAACAAGCAAUUUGGAAGCUUAUCACUGUGAAUAUCAGUUUGAUUAAUGCAGAAAGAAAACAGCAGAGAAAAUUAAAGAUGUAGUAGUGACUUUUCAAGGUGCCACGACUUCUUUCUUGCAACGAGGCAUGAAAGGCGCAGACGAUGAAGGAUGUAUGCUUAUUGACCUUUACAAAUUACAUUAAUAAUGACAUUAUUAACUAGCUUAAAAGAAAGAUCAACCCUCGCCAUCCAUUGCUUAGUCUUGGCUUAUCACGUGAUUAUAUACAUUUUUUUGUUAACGUGGGUCAAUAAAUUCCUUCAUUAAAGAAAAUGAGUUGUAUUUAAAAUUUUAGUGAUUGAUUAAAUAGACUCGGGCCAUUAUUAUUGUAGGGCCAUGUUUGGUAGAAU
Messenger RNA from Camellia sinensis, 2648 nucleotides. RefSeq names its product P-loop containing nucleoside triphosphate hydrolases superfamily protein. The record is from RefSeq and is a predicted model, not a curated record. Gene Ontology annotation, molecular function: ATP binding; ATP hydrolysis activity. NCBI's taxonomy places the organism in Eukaryota, Viridiplantae, Streptophyta, Magnoliopsida, Ericales, Theaceae.